UCCCUCACAUUAACCAUACCUCACUCGGUCAUCAUUGGUUGCGAUUUUGACACUCCUCCUUUCUUCACUUUUUUAUUUUUGAAUUGGUCAUUCAGGGUGCCAUCUCGGAAUUUUCGCCGAUCAAUAACAAACAAAAAUAUAAUUUUACAGGUUACAAUCCUCGUGGUAAAUUCAAUCGUCUUGCGAGGCUUAUCUAGUUUCGAUUUUUUUUAUUUGGUGUUUUCUUCUGGCCAACGAUCUGGGAAGCAGUCUUGAGAUGUCUCGUUAUUUGACAGAUCCAAGUCUUUCAUCAACCAAUCAUCAUCCUACCCAUUCAACAAGCACUAGUCCGGCCAUGCUCCUCAAUGAAUACGGCCCCCGGAGACCAACAGAUCCAGCCGAAAUGAGACAACUGGUCCUUGACUACCUCUGUCACCAAUGUUUUGUCGAUACCGCCUCAGCCUUUGCCAGGGAAUCAGCCAAUAGCAGCGAAAAUCCUUCAGAAACUACCGAUGGACACGCAUCUAAGAGCUUAUCAGGAGAUAAAUCAAACCAAUCCACUCCGGCCGUCAAGGAUACUGUGGUCGAACGUACCGUAAGGUUCGAUACAGAUGAUGAUGGCGACGCAGAGAUGGGCGACUUGGCAGACACUUCCAGCUCAUCACAUCCUCUCCUCCACUCCAAUAUUGAUGUGAUCUCCGGUGGAAAUUCAGAGGCCACGCCAUUCCUUUCGGCCAAAGAUACGUCUAGCUUUCCUAGGGACGAGAUGGCUGAAAACGGAGAGAGUUGCUCGUCCAAUCGGCCGGCCGGCACCGAUCGCGCUGAUCAUUAUCCAGAUUGGACUGCACAGGACGUACAAACAACACGAUUACGACUAGCUAUCAAGGAACACAUCAUCGGCGGGAGGAUCAAGGAAGCCAUCAAGCUCAUCGAAACGCAUUUUCCGGCCGUCUUGGGCGCCCCUCUUCAUUCCAAGUCCAGUGGAAACCCCUUGCCUGGGAGCUCGUCGUCUACUUUUCAAAGCUCUCACACUCCUGUAGCCCAAGGUUCUAGCACUUCCAACGGCCAAGCUUCCAACACUUCGAACGGUCAAAUGUCGAGCCACGUCCUUGCCCAGCGAAAAUCUCGUAUCUCCCUCGCCAAUCGUCCGCUCAGGGGAACCUUAUCUUCACGUAGCGGUUUGAAUUCAUCAAGCAUGAGCUCAAGUUCACCCAAUCGGUCUCAAAAUAACUCGCGACAAGGUUCUUCAAAGAACAAUGAUUUGAACCCCACAUCGACCACAUCAUCUGAGAUGACUCCUAGUCAGAGUCGUCUUUCUCAUGGCGCUUUUGGCUCCUUGAAUCCGGCACACGUCGCCUUGAACUUGCAGAUCCAAUUCUUUGUUGAAUUUGUCAGAUCGAUCUCGCAAAGCCAGCCGAUUAACUCCAACGGCUUAGAGCAUGAUCACGAGAAUCACACUGCUCGGGGCUCAUCGGUCGGGCCCGGUCCUCCUGAACCUUCACACGCCAAUGGGAAGAUGUCAGAACAUGCGGUCCGCAGGCUUGGUGGUUCGUCGCCGACCAGUCAUUCCGGCGGCGGAGCAUCAAACGGGAUGGCCACUGAUCUUUCGAACUCAGUGGGCGCCUUAAGCGACGAUACGUCGACGACUUCCUCCAGUGUCUCGACUCGGACGACCUCCCUAGCCUUGUCCUUGCCGCAUUGUAGGGCCUUGCACGACUUCGUUCAUCAGCUACCCGAGCCCGUCGAACGUGCUAUCUUUGCCAAGGAGUUGGAGAACGUUGCUGGGCUUCUGGCCUAUGUCGAUCCUUGGGACUCGCCCGUCCGAAAGUAUCUCGAUCAAAGCCGUAGGGAUUUGUUGGCUCAUCGAGUCAAUGCUGCCAUCCUCGUCCAUCUGGGUAGAUCACCUACUUCGAUCUUGCAACUCGUCGCCCAACAAACUUGUUUCACUUGGUCGAUGCUCAAUGAACUGGAGGAACACAUCCCUUGUCCUACGCCAGAAGACAAAUCCAGAACAAAACCAAUCAAUUUUUUCAGCUUACAAGAGUUCAUUACUCUCAACGAUUUCGGUGAUGGACAUGGAAGCAGUAGCAAUACUACCACUGGCUAAUAACCGAAACUGCCCUCCCUCUUCAUCCGCCCCCCUUUUUUUCUUUAUUUGUUGUUUGCUUCUUCCUUUCUGAGCAUCAAAUCUUUGUCUUCUUUGAGGACCCAAAAAUCUCCUCAUACUUUUUACUUCUUCUUCUUUUUUUAUUCAGUGAUCGUUCUACCUAACUUGCCCUCUUAUUGAUUUUGUACC
This is a messenger RNA of Puccinia graminis f. sp. tritici CRL 75-36-700-3, 2275 nucleotides long. RefSeq lists its product as uncharacterized. Bases 257 to 2086 code for a protein of 609 amino acids. Gene Ontology annotation, biological process: cytoskeleton organization; cell surface receptor signaling pathway. Gene Ontology annotation, cellular component: cytoplasm. NCBI's taxonomy places the organism in Eukaryota, Fungi, Basidiomycota, Pucciniomycetes, Pucciniales, Pucciniaceae. The transcript has 6 exons. The record is from RefSeq and is a predicted model, not a curated record. Gene Ontology annotation, molecular function: protein binding.